This is a messenger RNA of Saprolegnia parasitica CBS 223.65, 3241 nucleotides long. RefSeq lists its product as hypothetical. Gene Ontology annotation, cellular component: membrane. Gene Ontology annotation, molecular function: monoatomic ion channel activity. Gene Ontology annotation, biological process: transmembrane transport; potassium ion transport. Lineage: Eukaryota; Oomycota; Saprolegniomycetes; Saprolegniales; Saprolegniaceae. The transcript is spliced from 11 exons. The coding region runs from base 36 to 3170 and encodes 1044 amino acids. The record is from RefSeq and is a predicted model, not a curated record.
CGCGACCGAAAAGUCACUUUCCCUACUGGCGGCCAAUGACGGCGGUAAGGAGGAAGCACGGCGGGGCGUCCUGGCGCAGCUGGCGGCAGCAGCUCAUCAAGGACCGCAUGCGCGGCGAGUCCUUCCAGCGCUGGGCCGCGCGCAACAUGGACAACUCACUCUUCGCGUCGCUCCUCGACAUUGUCCAAGUGAUCCUCGGGGUCUUUGUCACGCUGCUCUACUUUCAAAAGAACUGGGUCACAUGGGACACCUCGAUGGACGGCCCCGUCCUUCGCGUCGUGCACGCCGUGUUUGGCACGCUCUUCCUCCUCGACUACUUGCUGCGGCUGUAUGCGGCCGACAACAUGGAGACGUACGCCUUCAGUCCACUCGCGAUGAUCGAGCUCGUCUCGAUCCCGUCGCAGUUCGUCGAGGUGCUCUUCAGCGAAGCGCAGAACCGCGACAACAACAUCCUCUUUGGCGCCAUGAAAUGCCUUCGACCGUUCCGAUGCCUGCGCUGCUUUCGGCUCCUCGCCUUUGCCAAGACGGCGCGCACGCGUGAGACGGGCAUGCUCUUCUUCGCCGUCCUUUCCAUCAUCAUUUGCUUUGGCGCAGUGCAACAGGCCAUGGAGGCGUGCUUUUGCAACGACCUGCCCGGAUUGGACCCGAGCAACUGCUCGGUUGUCGACCGGAAUACGACGGGGCACUGCCAGGACAUGGAGAUCUACAACGCCAUGUACUUUGUUGUCAUUACGAUCGCGACGCUCGGGUAUGGCGACAUCGCACCCAAGUCGACGUACGGCCGCAUCAUCGUGAUUGUGCUCAUCAUCGCGUCCACGGUGCUCCUCCCGCUGCAGAUCUCGACGCUCAGCGACGUGCUCAACCGCGACACCGAGUACGACAAGGCGUACACGGCGCGGCGGGAGCAGAGUCCGCACGUUCUCAUUUGCGGCGAAGUGACGUCGGGCGCCUUGGAUUUCUUCCUGCGGCAAUUUCUGCACCCGAACAACCUCAACUGGAAGGACAAGGUGGUCAUUUUGUGUCCGUCACUGCCGUCGCACAACCUCAAACGCGUGCUCCUCAACGCAGCUUACGAGCAGCGCGUCAUGUACCUUCAGGGCUCUGCGAUGCUGGACGCCGACCUCAAGCGUGCGAGUGCCGCGACCGCGCGCCUCUGCUUUGUGCUGACCAACCAGCAGGCGCGGGAUGCGGAUCGGAGCGACACGUCGUCGAAUUUCAUCACGAUUUCGCUGCGCCGUUUCAACAAACACCUGCCGAUUUUCGUGCAAGUGCUCAAAACCGACAACAUUCGGCACGUCCACCUCUCGGGCGCCAACAACAUUGUAUGUCUGGACCAGCUCAAGCUCGGUAUUCUUGCGCGCUCCUGCGUCUUACCUGGCGUCUCGGCGUUUGUGUGCAGCAUCCUCUUUGCCUUCCGGCCAUUCCGAGGCGUCGACCGCUCGCACGUGUGGGCGUCCGACUUUCUUCGCGGCUGCAGCAACGAUGUCUACGACGUGCGCGUGCCGAGGUUCCUCGACGGACUUGUCUCGUUUGCGUUCCUGGCAUACGUGCUCUUCCAAGAGUUUGGCAUUGUCCCAAUUGCCAUGGGCCACAACGACGAGUACCGGCUCUUUCCUGCGAAAACGCGGGUCCGCUGCGACUACAAAGUGUACAUCUUGUCGACGUCACCCGACUGUUCGCGGCGCGUCGGCGCCCUCUCCCUCGUCCUGCUCCAAAAGUACCAAACGAUGCUCGACAACUUUGACGAAAUCACGCGCGCAUGGAACAAGCACUCGUUCACGUCCAAGCUCGCGACGCGUGUCCAGCAGUCCAGCCGGCGGCUGCUUUUGACGCGCACAACGCAUCGCACGUCGCUUGUCGACAGCUCGUUCUAUUCGAUCAAGUCGAACGGCCGCGCGUCCGAAGCCGACUCGGAUGCCUCGCAUCGAUCAAGUAUCGUUGUACCAUGCACGACCGAGACGGACGUACCAACGAAUGGCGGUGACGGCGCGACGCAGGAUGCGACCGAGCCAUUUGUCUCUGCCGCACCGCAGCCGACGUCGUUUCAACCGCUGCCCAAGGUCAUCGAAGGCGACGACGAGUCGUCCGAGAAGAUGCCGUUGCCGUCGCAGCCGCACCCGGCCAAACGCCUUCCGCCGUUGAAUGUCGCUAAUAGCGCGACGCCGCCCCCCGACGCCAGUGCGACGCAGGUCGUCGUUCAACAGGACAAGAACACUCGGUCCAACUCGCAGCUCUCGCUCGACUACCUCUCGUUCCUAUCAACGCGCGUGCCCGACGACUUGGAAGAUCACAUUCUUCUCUGCGGCAUGCCCAACAUGCUCCACGACUUUGUCGCGCCGUUGCGGCAGCCCAAUCGCCCACAAAAGAAGUUUGCGCCCGUCGUUCCCAUCGUGGUCUUGAGCGCGACGCCGAUCUCGGAGAAGCAGCACGCAAGCAUUGCGCACUUCAAGCACGUCUACUUCCUCCAUGGCUCCCCACUGCAUUUGAACGUCUUGACGACCGCGUGCGCCGCCAAGAGCAAAAGCGUCGUCAUUCUGAGCUCGACCAACGACGAUGACUGCGACGACGAGCCGGAUCUUGUCGAUGAAAACAUGAUUGAUACCGAUGCGCUGACGCUCUAUCGGUUCGUGACGGAGUUUUGUGAGACGAGCCGCCACCCGGACAUGCCGCUGCCUCGGAUUCUGAUUGUGCUUAACCGGCCGAGCAGCCUCCGCUUUGUCAAGGACGAACACAACAAGGAGCCUGCCGACGAAGAGACGAUCGAGAUCCUUCGUGCGCAUAAGCGCCAAGUGCUCUCGCGGUCCGAUGACCCGCUCGACAGCAUUUGCACCCCCAUCUUUGCAUCCGGCAAGGUCUUCUUCCCCAAUGCACUCGACGCGCUUCUUGGCACAUGCGACAAGCACGGCAGCAUCAUUGACCUCAUGUACCUCUUCAUUCUGGGCGAGCCGCCGCGGGGCGACGAGGCCGGGCGAUGUCUCGACCAGAUCACGAUUCCGCCGACGCUGUGGGGUCGACCGUACGGCGCGUGCUUUGAGAGCCUCCUUUUGCACCACAAUAUUCUGUGUUUGGGCCUGUAUCGCCCGCAGACCCACCAAAACAGCUACGUGUACGUCAACCCGAGCGCCGACGUCUUUGUGACGCCCAAAGAUAUUCUAUUUGUCCUGCGAUAACAACGAGGAAAAGUUGUCCACGUCGUGUUGAUUGAAAGGUCGCCGUUUGUAACAAAAAUCAACUAUUUAAC